Messenger RNA from Bursaphelenchus xylophilus (pine wood nematode), 3580 nucleotides. The record is from the annotation of a GenBank genome assembly. NCBI's taxonomy places the organism in Eukaryota, Metazoa, Nematoda, Chromadorea, Rhabditida, Aphelenchoididae.
AUGAAAAGACGUUUGGUCGUUGUUUUGGUGAGAAUUUUCUCCAAUUUUUCAAUAAUUCACUUUAUUUUAGGCAUUUUUUCUCUUCGGAUUGGCUUUACUCUUCUUCCGCCUAGAAAAUGGCUGCUCCAGCACAGUUCCUCAUUCCAGAAGGACCUCAAAUUGGCCGAAAUUGCAGUCAAAUAUAUCAAAGCGGGCGGCGAAUGUUACACUUGCCACAAGGAGGGUCAAAGUUUUUAAAAAUUGGACCGGAAGGAAGAGAAUGGAGCAGUGCCCUCCAAUCUAUGGGAAAAUUGGGAUUUUUAUUAGCCACUGGAAAGGCAACGAGUGGGUUUUUUACGGUUAAAAAAAAUUUUUUUUUUGACUUUUGCGAAUUUCCAUAAAAGAUGUCAUUGUGACACUUUUUUUACAAAAAAUUUUUUUUUGCUGAGACUGUCUAAUUACCUUUGAAAUUUUAUAUUUUUACAAUUUUUCUUUUUACAGGGUCUUUCAAGAAACGUGAAGGAAAGUAGGAGGCUAUAACUUUCGGCGGAGGCGGCGCAGAGAGCCCGUUUUUGGAAUAUGUAUUUUUAAGCGACAUUAUUUUUUGCCUCCGAAAUAACAAGCUUUUAGAGUGCAAACUGAGGUCGCUACGACCUUCUGAAGUAGAGGCAUCUCUACCCCGAAAACCAGGUUUUUUCGGUUGAAAAUGAUCGUGAAAUUUCGGUCUUUUUCGGUUGAAAAUCACCAAGAAAUGCCGGAUUUUUUGGGGGGUUUCGAUAGAGUUGACGUUGAAAAAAGGGAUGGAUGUUGCCAAAACGUUGAAAAGCAAAUAUUCGGCUACUCUUUAUUCUGACACUUGGGCUAGCCAGUUUUUGCUAGCAGUUUUAAAGCUUGGUUGUCAUUCCUGCCCUUUGACGCCUAUUACACCCUUUGAAUAGUUUUUGUAAGACUUCACAGCCAUUCUGGUGCCUUGGCUAGCCGUUCGAGGUUCCUCAAAUCCCUAAAUGAUGUCACGCUUCUUCGCGAAAGAUACUGAAAAAUAAACUCGAAAUUUGCCCCAAGUUGAGGCUAGCCGAAUAUUUGCUUAAUUUCCAACGUGUUGGCAACAUCCUUCCCUUUUUUUCAGCGUCAACUCUAUCGAAACCCCCCAAAAAAUCCGGCAUUUCUUGGUGAUUUUCAACCGAAAAAGACCGAAAUUUCACGAUCAUUUUCAACCGAAAAAACCUGGUUUUCGGGGUAGAGAUGCCUCUACUUCAGAAGGUCGUAGCGACCUCAGUUUGCACUCUAAAAGCUUGUUAUUUCGUAGGCAAAAAAUAAUGUUGCUUAAAAAUACAUAUUCCAAAAACGGGCUCUCUGCGCCGCCUCCGCCGAAAGUUAUAGCCUCCUACUUUCCUUCACGUUUCUUGAAAGACCCUGUAUUUCUGGUAAAAUCUAAACCUUGCCUGGGCGCAGCUCGCGCACAAAAAUUUCUUCUAAAAUCACUCCUUAUUUCUUAAAAUAGCCUAUACUCGUCAUUUCCUUUCUUAAAAAUAAUUCUGUCAAUUUUUCAGCCCCUCAGUUGAUUUCCAGGGCGCAGCUCGCCAAGAAAAAAAAUUGAAUUUUUCCUUUAUUUUUUUGAUCAUGCCCGCGAAUCCUUAGAAAUAUAUUUCCUUUAAAAGCUAAUAAAACUUGAUCUAAAAACGUAGGGGGCUUGUGCUGGACCAUACAACUUGGAUUAAUUCUUUGAAAUAAAUUUUGGGGUUGAGAAUGGACGAGGGGGGUUGUACUGGGUCAUGGGGGGCUAAACUGGACUGGGGGGCUGUACUACCUUAGCCCCAACUUUUAUUACACAUUGAUUUCAGCACGCUUUCUCCCAUUCCACUCGACUCCAUUCGUUGUUAUGUGAAGUCGACAAAUUACACUUUGUUCGAGAUUGAUAUGAACACUGAUAGAGAGACUCGGAGGCACUGUUCACAAUACAAGGAUAUUAUGUUUAGAAGGCACUGUGCCGUCACGUUGUAUGCCAAGAAAGUGGAUUGGCUUGUGGUUCUGGAUGCAGGUAAGAAAGCCAUUUCUUUUAUCGUUUUUUUCGAAAAAAGCCCUGAAAAAUAAGUCAUGAUGACGUUUUUUUGAAAUUUUUGAAAAUUUAUUUGUCAUUAUGCGAUGGUUGCAGUCUUUUGUUAACACUUUUUUUGCAUCUUCAACAAAUUUAAAAAAUUGCCAGGGCGCAGCUCGCGGGGUAAAAACUUAGCUUAACUGGUGUAGGAUUGAUUUUACACUUUUCUAUAAUAAAUCCGGACCACAGAAAUGGCAUUGUCGAUUUUCUUCUUUUCGAAAAUAAUUUCCCUGGGCGCAGCUCGCAGAGUCAAAAACUUGAAUAAACCGCUAUAAAAUUUCAUUAAAAUAUUUUUUAGGCCCCUAUGGUUCCCGAAAUUUCCUUUUUAAACUAUUUUUACCCUGAUUUUCCGUAAAAUUAAUAUCUUUCCUGGGCGCAACUCGCGACUUUAAAUUCUUGUUUUUUUCAGACACUGCUGUGGUGAAUCCGAGUCAUUGCAUUGAAGAGUACAUUGAUCCAUCAGUUGACAUCAUUUUCUACGAGCGUUUUCACAAUUUUGAAAUUGCCGCAGGAAAUUUUCUCGUCAGACAUUCAAAAUUUUCGCAAAAGUUCUUGUUGGAUUGGGCAGGAUAUUUCAAUGAGAGGCAGACGAAAGAAGGAGAGUGGUUCUCAAACAGAGAUAAUGGAGCCUUGCUGGUAAGAUUUAAUUUUUUUAUUUUAUUUUUUUUUUUAUUUUUUUACUAAUUUUAUUCAUUUUUAUUUUUUUUAUUUUCUCAUUUUUUAUUUCUAUUUUAUUUAAGAUUUUUUUAUUUUUGUUAUUUUUAGCAUUUUGGUUUUUUUUAUUAAUUUUUUCUUUUUUUAUUUUUAGUUUUUUAUUGAUUUUUUAUUUUUUUAUUAUUUUUUUUGAUUUUUAUUUUAUUUAAGAUUUUUUUUAUUUUUAGCUUUUUGAUUUUUUUUAUUGUUUAAAUUUUUUAAUUUUUUUUUAGAUUCAUCUCGCCCGAAAUCUGCGGCCGGAAGCCGAACCCGAAAUUGAUUACUGCAACGAAGUUUGGCACAAUAUCGAAGGCCUGGGUGAGUAUUUUGCCUACGUGACAUGCGUUCGUUGGAUUCUGGGGGCUCAACGGAAAUUUCCGGGCAAAAUUCGAAUCCACCGAAGAGCCGAUGGGAUUGCACGUGACCUUUGGGUUAAUGAUCCGGUCUUUUGCGAACACGACUUUAUGUUACACGGAUUUAAAGAUGAGAAGAGGGGAAAUCCGAUUUUUUCGGUGGGUUUUUGAGAUAUCUUUUUUUGUUUUUAUUAUGUAAAAUUAUUUUUUAUUAAUUUAUUUUUUGAUUUUUUAGGAAGAAUUUGAUGUUUCGAAAUGUGGUCGCAACUUUAAUGGCUGGAAUUGGAACAGAACAUUCGUUGUUUCAUGCGAAAGAGUGAAGGAAGAGUUGAUCAGAAGUGAGGAUUUUUUCCGAUGGGUGUGGUUCCCAAACGCCUCAAGAGUUGAUCAUUUUAUGAACUAUCAAGAAAUGUCAAGAUGUUGGCCAAAUUGCGACAAGAGAAGGGGAAAGAGGAUAUGA